Exophiala aquamarina CBS 119918 is the source of this 978-nucleotide messenger RNA. RefSeq names its product oxidoreductase. NCBI's taxonomy places the organism in Eukaryota, Fungi, Ascomycota, Eurotiomycetes, Chaetothyriales, Herpotrichiellaceae. Bases 1 to 978 code for a protein of 325 amino acids. The record is from RefSeq and is a predicted model, not a curated record. The transcript has 4 exons.
AUGCCAGCGCCAUACAGGUUCGAGACAACAGCCGAAGAGGUGAUUUCCGACCUGAAAGCCUCCAUCGCCGGGAAAGUCAUCCUGACGACAGGCGUGUCGCCCGGUGGGCUAGGAGCCUACUUCGUCGAACACAUCGCCGUGGCACAGCCCAAGCUGCUGAUCCUCGCAGGACGGAACAAAUCCAAGGGAGAAGCGACCGCGAAGAAGAUCGCCGAGAUCACGAACGGCAGCGUGGAGACGAGGAUCCUCGAGCUCGAUCUUGGCUCGCUGGCGAAGGUCCGUGAGGCAGCCGCCGUGGUCAAUGAUUACCAGGAGUCGAUUGAUGUUCUGGUCAACAAUGCCGGCAUCAUGGCGACGGAGUAUGCCACGACAGCGGACGGGUUUGAGAAUCAGUUCGGCACGAAUCACGUCGCGCCGUGGCUGUUUACGAAUUUGAUUAUGGACAAGAUUCUGGCGUCGCCGGCGCCCAGGAUUGUCAAUAUCUCCAGUGAUGGGUUCAGGAUGAGUCCCAUUCGGUUCCAUGAUGUUGGUUUCAAGGAGGGCAAGACAUACAACAAAUGGCGCGCGUACGGACAAGCGAAGACCGCCAACAUGCUGAUGGCGAUGUCAUUGGCCGAGAAGCUCGGCGACAAGGGAUUGGUGGCGCUGAGCCUUCAUCCAGGCGUGAUUAUCACCAACCUUGGAACUCACCUGGACUGGGAGAAGGAUUUCGCUGGUAUGAAUGCGUUGGACAAGGUACUUGGAAACUACCAGGGUGACUGGACCGAGUUCCCCGUGAAGACGCCCAGUCAAGGCGUCGCAACACACAUUCGAGCGGCUUUCGACCCAAGUCUGAAAGAAUAUAACGGCAGGUUUCUGUCGGACGUGGAACCCGCCGACCUGGAUGAACUACAGGCCUAUGCUAUUAGCUCCCGUGACGCAAAGAAGCUGUGGAAGUUGACCGAGGAGCUUGUGGGCCAGAUAUUCGAGUAUCAAUAA